Messenger RNA from Vigna umbellata (rice bean), 1203 nucleotides. NCBI's taxonomy places the organism in Eukaryota, Viridiplantae, Streptophyta, Magnoliopsida, Fabales, Fabaceae. The record is from RefSeq and is a predicted model, not a curated record.
AUGGUUGUANAACCUCCAAGAACAUUUGUCAGUUUGGAGGGGAAUACUGAUAUAUGUCUGAUAGGAUCAUGCAAGAAGAAGAAGAAUAUUGUUACAUUAGUUGCAACUAUUGUAGCAUCAAUUGUGUUCUCUAUCAUAAUAGUGGGCAUAAUUAUGAUUUGGAGAUCACUUAGAAGAAAUGAAGGAGGGAUAUCUUCAACUUCAAGAAAAGAUCAACUAAAAUUAAAAAAUCAAACAUUUUCUUACUCGGAGAUUCAUAAUAUUACCAACGGUUUCGAAACAAUGAUUGGAAAAGGUGGAUUUGGUGAAGUUUACUUAGGCACUUUGCAAAGUGGUGAACGAGUUGCUGUAAAGAAACUCUCUCUGUCAUCAAAGCAAGGUUACAAGGAGUUUAAGUCAGAGGCAAAGUUUCUAACGCUUGUUCAUCAUAGAAAUGUGGUUUCUUUUGUGGCGUAUUGUGAUGAAGGUGAUGCUAAAGCACUUAUUUACGAAUAUCUAUCAAAAGGAAACCUCCAAGAACAUUUGUCAGAGAAAAGCUCAAGUGUCUUGGGAUGGAAAGAGAGAGUUCAAAUUGCCUUAGAUGCAGCAAGUGGAUUGGAUUAUCUGCAUAAUGGAUGUAAGCCACCUAUAAUUCAUAGAGAUCUGAAAGGUUCCAACAUCCUACUAGAUGAAAAUAUGCAUGCCAAGAUUUCAGACUUUGGAUUGUCUAGAAAUUUUGCAAAUGACAAUGACACUCAUGUCUUAACUAAUUACCCAGGUGGCACACCAGGUUACCUUGAUCCUGAAUUUCACUCCUCGGGUACUCUUAAUAAAAGAAGUGAUGUUUACAGUUUCGGGGUAGUUUUGUUAGAGCUAAUUACAGGUCAAGCAGCAAUAAGAGGAACUCCUGAGAAACCAAGUCACAUACAUACUUGGGUUAAAGAAAAACUUGAAGGUGGAGAUAUUAAAGCAAUAGUUGAUCCAAGAUUAGAAGGAAAUUACCAUGUUGCUUCAGCUUGGAAAUUUUUGGAAAUAGCCAUGUCUUGCCUUCCUGAUAUUGCCAUCCAAAGGCCUGACAUAAGCCAUGUAACCUCAGAACUGAAGGAUUGUUUGCAUUUGGAAGCAUCCCUUCAAAGGACUGUGAGCAACAACAGGGAUUCAUUCCUCAUGGAUUCUGUGCUGAUUGAUUUCAGUGAAUCUGAUAUAUGUCCAAAUCCUAGGUAG